Molecule: messenger RNA, 1321 nt
Organism: Synchiropus splendidus (mandarinfish)
Lineage: Eukaryota; Metazoa; Chordata; Actinopteri; Syngnathiformes; Callionymidae
Gene: cpsf4
Product: cleavage and polyadenylation specific factor 4
Exons: 8
Coding region: 285-1079 (264 amino acids)
Molecular function (GO): RNA binding; zinc ion binding
Source: RefSeq, a predicted model, not a curated record
CGUGACGUGUUGUGGCCGCCCAUCUACCGCCGCGCAAUGCGCGUGAGCUAUUGCUGUGGACUAAAGAGAGCUCAUUUAUAUGUCUUUAGAAGGAUUCCAACGGUACCGGUAACUCGGCAGCGUGUUUGUCUGAGAGUUUGCUUCGUGCCGUAAACAACAUCCCGGUGAACCACGUCGUUAGCUUUGCUGGAUGCCGCUCGGUGGCUAGUGGGGAAAUGGCUAUCUAGUUAGCCCAGGCUCGCGACCUGCUACAGCUUUGUUGUUCUGACCGGACUACCGCGAACAUGCAGGAUAUUUUGGCCACCGUGGAUCACAUCAAGUUCGACUUGGAGAAUGCUGUUGAGCAGCAACUGGGGGCGAUGCCGCUGCCCUUCCCCGGCAUGGACAAGUCUGGCUCUGCGGUGUGCGAGUUCUUCAUGAGAGCAGCGUGUCUAAAAGGCAGCAUUUGUCCUUUCCGUCACAUCAGUGGUGAGAAGACAGUGGUGUGUAAACACUGGCUGCGUGGUCUCUGCAAGAAAGGAGACCAGUGCGAAUUCCUGCACGAAUAUGACAUGACCAAGAUGCCUGAGUGCUACUUCUACUCCAAGUUUGGCGAGUGUAGUAACAAGGAGUGUCCUUUCCUGCACAUUGAUCCAGAGUCGAAGAUUAAAGAUUGUCCCUGGUAUGACAGAGGAUUCUGUAAACACGGUCCUGACUGCCGACACAGACACACAAGGAGGGUGAUCUGUGUCAACUACCUUAUUGGAUUUUGUCCUGAAGGCAAAAACUGUAAAUUCAUGCAUCCUCGAUUUGAGCUGCCCAUGGGAGCGCCAGAUCAGCCUCCGCUCCCUCUGCAGAGCCUCAACCAGAACAAAAAUGUGUCCAGCAUGGGGCGCUCCUCGCUCUCCCUCAUCCAGCUGACCAACUCCAGUCCGGCUUCAAGGAUGCAGAACAACACGGCUGUCUCUUCUCACCAAAACAAUAUGUCCAGCAGAGGUCCGCGGCCUCUGGACCAAGUCACGUGCUACAAGUGUGGAGAAAAGGGCCACUAUGCCAACAAGUGCACCAAAGGUCACCUGGCCUUCCUCAGUGGACAAUAAUGCCAGUUGGCCACUAGCGCUACAAUCCGCUUGAAAGAAUUAGAAGUGGAACGUUGCAGCAGGAAAAAGGACCGUUCCAAUUGGACUUCGGUGUCAGUCUUGUUGCACAGAGGAAGAUCUGAUAUUGGACGACACUGUUCACUUUCACAGUGAUCAAGUCUUAAAGCACGUUUUGAGUGUUCUUUUCCUGAUUGUUCUACGUACAAAUAAAUAGUCUUGUACAACGCAUGCGUUUUCUGUUC